AUGAAGGUUCUUGGUUUCACGCAUGUGCUUGUUUCGGUUAGCCAUUUGGUUGUCAAUGGAACUCACAAAAGAACGAUUAUAUUUAUCGAAAAGCUUUGCAUUUCUAUGAAGUUAGCAUUCUUUACCGUGGACAUGGAUGGUGAUCUUAGUGCACCAGGAAGUGAGGAUGAGGAAAAUGCUAAAAGUGCAAAAUCAAAGGGAGGGAGGACCAUGAGUGGACGUAAGAAACCGCCUGCAAAAAGAAAGCUAAAUGGAAGCGAUGAAGAUGAUGACGACGACAGCAAUAAUGAUGAUGAUGAUGAUGAUGAUGACGAUGACGACGAUGACACAGAUCAGAAGAAGAAAACUAAAACAGCUAAGAAGCCUCCUGCUAAAACAAAGUCCAAGAAAGCGACGGUUAAGGUGACCAGAAGAAAAAAAUGA
This is a messenger RNA of Camellia sinensis, 423 nucleotides long. The record is from RefSeq and is a predicted model, not a curated record. NCBI's taxonomy places the organism in Eukaryota, Viridiplantae, Streptophyta, Magnoliopsida, Ericales, Theaceae.